This is a messenger RNA of Mesoplodon densirostris (Blainville's beaked whale), 4179 nucleotides long. It is a transcript of the gene TRAPPC9, whose product is annotated as trafficking protein particle complex subunit 9. The coding region runs from base 134 to 3577 and encodes 1147 amino acids. NCBI's taxonomy places the organism in Eukaryota, Metazoa, Chordata, Mammalia, Artiodactyla, Ziphiidae. Gene Ontology annotation, cellular component: trans-Golgi network. The transcript has 23 exons. The record is from RefSeq and is a predicted model, not a curated record.
GUAGUUCAGAGCACUGGCGACAACGCCUGCGGGUGCGCGACACGGAGCCCGGCUCGGCGCGUGGGCAAGGAGUGUGAUCCCGUAAGGGUUUUGCAGAGGCCCUGGGCUGGAGGGCUGCACCACGGUCUUCACCAUGAGUGUCCCUGACUACAUGCAGUGUGCUGAGGACCACCAGACUCUCCUCGUGGUGGUCCAGCCCGUGGGGAUCGUCUCGGAGGAGAACUUCUUCAAGAUCUACAAGAGGAUCUCGUCCGUGAGCCAGAUCAGCGUGCGCGACUCGCAGCGCGUGCUCUAUAUCCGCUAUCGGCACCACUACCCACCCGAGAAUAACGAGUGGGGCGACUUCCAGACCCACCGCAAGGCCGUGGGCCUCGUCACCAUCACGGACUGCUUCUCGGCCAAGGACUGGCCGCAGACCUUCGAGAAGUUCCACAUGCAGAAGGAGAUCUACGGCUCCACGCUGUACGACUCGCGGCUCUUCGUCUUCGGGCUGCAGGGCGAGAUCGCCGAGCAGCCGCGCACCGACGUGGCCUUCUACCCCGGCUACGAGGACUGCGGGACGGUGGAGAAGAGGGUCGAGGACUUCAUCGAGUCGCUGUUCAUUGUGCUUGAGUCCAAGCGUCUGGACAGGGCCACGGACAAGUCCGGGGACAAGAUCCCGCUCCUCUGCGUCCCCUUCGAGAAGAAGGACUUCGUGGGACUGGACACGGAUAGUAGACAUUAUAAGAAGCGGUGCCAAGGGCGCAUGCGGAAGCAUGUGGGGGAUUUGUGCCUGCAGGCUGGGAUGCUGCAGGACUCCCUGGUCCAUUACCAUAUGUCCGUGGAGCUGCUUCGCUCAGUGAAUGACUUUCUGUGGCUUGGAGCUGCCCUUGAAGGGUUAUGUUCAGCUUCUGUCAUCUAUCACUAUCCUGGUGGAACUGGUGGUAAAACUGGAGCUCGAAGGUUCCAGGGUAGCUCACUUCCUGCUGAAGCAGCCAACAGACAUCGACCAGGGGCACAAGAAGUUCUCAUUGAUCCAGGUGCCCUCACCACUAAUGGCAUCAAUCCAGAUACCAGCACUGAGAUUGGACGGGCUAAGAACUGCCUUAGCCCUGAAGACAUAAUUGACAAAUAUAAGGAGGCCAUUUCCUAUUACAGCAAGUAUAAGAAUGCCGGGGUGAUUGAGCUCGAAGCGUGUGUCAAGGCCGUCCGUGUCCUUGCCAUUCAAAAGCGGAGCAUGGAAGCUUCGGAAUUUCUCCAGAAUGCAGUCUACAUCAACCUUCGACAGCUCUCCGAGGAGGAGAAGAUCCAGCGCUACAGCAUCCUCUCUGAGCUCUACGAGUUGAUCGGCUUCCACCGCAAGUCCGCCUUCUUCAAGCGCGUGGCCGCCAUGCAGUGCGUGGCCCCGAGCAUCUCAGAGCCCGGCUGGAGGGCCUGCUACAAACUCCUCCUCGAGACGCUGCCCGGCUACAGUCUGUCGCUGGAUCCGCAAGACUUCAACAGAGGCACGCACCGAGGCUGGGCUGCCGUCCAGAUGCGUCUGCUUCACGAGUUGGUCUACGCAUCCCGGAGGAUGGGGAACCCUGCUCUCUCUGUCAGGCACUUGUCCUUCCUGCUACAGACCAUGCUGGAUUUCUUGUCAGAUCAAGAAAAAAAGGACGUGACGCAAAGCCUGGAGAACUAUACCUCCAAGUGUCCCGGAACCAUGGAGCUCAUCACCCUCCCUGAUGGCCUCACACUGCCCCCGGUGCCCUUCACCAAACUUCCCAUCGUCAGGCGUGUGAAACUGUUGAACCUUCCCGCCAGCCUCCGGCCACAGAAAAUGAAAAGCUUGCUGGGCCAGAGCAUGUCGACCAAGAGCCCCUUCAUCUACUCACCGAUCAUCGCACACAACCGUGGGGAAGAGCGGAGCAGGAAAAUAGAUUUCCAGUGGGUUCAAGGAGAUGUGUGUGAAGUUCAGCUGAUGGUAUAUAACCCAAUGCCAUUUGAACUCCGAGUUGAAAACAUGGGGCUGCUCACGAGUGGAGUGGAGUUUGAAUCUCUCCCCGCGGCGCUCUCCCUCCCGGCUGAGUCUGGUCUUUACCCAGUGACGCUUGUUGGGGUCCCGCAGACGACGGGGACGAUUGCUGUGAAUGGUUACCACACCACGGUCUUUGGUGUCUUUAGCGACUGUUUGCUGGACAAUCUCCCAGGAAUAAAGACCAGCGGCUCCACGGUGGAAGUCAUCCCUGCUCUGCCCAGACUGCAGAUCAGCACGUCUCUGCCCAGGUCUGCACAUUCACUGCAACCUUCCUCUGGUGACGAAAUAUCCACUAACGUGUCAGUCCAGCUUUACAACGGAGAAACUCAGCACCUUGUUGUGAAACUGGAAAAUAUUGGGAUGGAACCACUGGAGAAACUGGAAGUCACCUCAAAAAUUCUCACCACCAAAGAAAAAUUAUAUGGUGACUUCCUGAGCUGGAAACUAGAAGAAACCCUUGCCCAGUUUCCCUUGCAACCUGGAAAGGUGGCCACUUUCACCGUCAGCAUCAAAGUGAAGCUGGAUUUUUCUUGCCAGGAGAAUCUCCUCCAAGACCUCAGUGACGACAGCAUCAGUGUGAGUGGCUUUCCGCUGUGCAGCCCCUUCCGCCAGGUCAUGAGGCCCCGGGUGGAGAGCAAGCCCGUGAACCCCGCUGAGGGCAGCCGGCCUGGAGACCUGGGUCACGUGAAGACCCUGGAAGCUAUCCUGAAUUUCAAAUACUCCGGAGGCCCGGGCCACAUUGAAGGAUAUUACAGGAACCUCUCGCUGGGGCUGCACGUAGAGGUUGAGCCAUCUGUGUUCUUCACACGAGUCAGUACGCUGCCGGCAACCAGCGCCCGGCAGUGCCACCUACUCCUGGACGUCUUCAACUCCACGGAGCACGAGCUGACGGUCAGCGCCCGGAGCAAUGACGAGCUCGUCCUGCACGCCGGCGAGGGCCAGAGAAUGGCUAUUCAAGUGGACAAGUUCAACUUUGAGAGUUUCCCAGAAUCCCCUGGGGAGAAGGGGCAGUUGGCAAAUUCCAAGGAGCUGGAGGAGGAGAGGCAGGAAGCCCGAGGCCUGGAGAUCAACAGCAAGCUGGACAUCCACUGGACCAUCCCCUCUCUGAAGCGCACAGGUGAGGCGAGUGUGGAAGGACUCCUGAGCCAGCUGGUCCUGGAGCAUCUGCAGCUGGCCCCUCUCCUGUGGGAUGUGCUGGUGGACGGACAGCCCUGUGACCGCGAGGCGGCGGCCUGCCGGGUGGGCGACCCUGUGCGCCUGGAGGUGAGGCUGACCAACCGGAGUCCGCGCAGCGUGGGGCCCUUCGCCCUCGGCGUGGUGCCCUUCCAGGACCACCAGAACGGCGUGCACACCUACGACCUGCGCCAUGCCGUCUCCUUCGUGGGCUCCGGCACCUUCUACCUGGACAAGGUGCGGCCGUCGGGCCAGUCAGCCUGCCUUGGGGCCCUUCUGUUCCUCUGCACGGGCGACUUCUUCCUCCGCAUCCGCUUCCAUGAGGACAGCUCCAGCAAGGGGCUGCCGCCCUCCUGGUUCCGCCUGCCCAGCGUGCACGUGCGCGCCCUGGGGGCCCAGGCCUGAGCCGCUGUUCCCGCGGGGAGAGAUGACCAGAGGGCUCCCCGGGCAGGGGACAGGCCUUCGCUGCAACUCCUGUCCACUCCUCCCAACCCUCACCUCCCCUCCUACCUGCGGCGUCCUCUCUGGGCUUUGCAGGAGCCCCCAGACUUGGCAGCCGUGCCCCUUCCCACACUGGCCGUCAGGGCUCCCCUGCAAGAGGCCGCUGCUAGGGUGAAUGCUAACCAAACCCCAAAGUGUGGCCCUGGGUCCCUGCACCUGUUCCUGUGACCUGGGGUUCACAGCCCAGCCAGCAGGAAGAAAAGGUGAGCGUGAGGGAGGGGCACAGCCGGGGGUGGGGGGUCUGGGGAGCCUCCCUCGGCCCCCUCAGCCCUUGGAAUCCCCCGAGGGCUGGCUCUUCUCCCAGGGUCCCCGAGGCAGCCCAGCCAGGAGAGAUGGCACCGUGGUUGACCCCAAGAGGAGCCACCUGCCCCCGGUGGGUAGACAGUCACCUGUGCCAGCUGUUCUGGCCCCUGGGCUGGUUCCAGCCUGGGCUGUGGGGGGUCACAGCCUGUGUGUGUCUGCGUGUCGGUGACAGAUUCUCCAAUAAACGGCCUGCCUCGCUUCUC